Molecule: messenger RNA, 3357 nt
Organism: Morchella importuna
Lineage: Eukaryota; Fungi; Ascomycota; Pezizomycetes; Pezizales; Morchellaceae
Exons: 13
Coding region: 1-3357 (1118 amino acids)
Biological process (GO): nuclear-transcribed mRNA poly(A) tail shortening; mRNA processing
Cellular component (GO): PAN complex; P-body
Molecular function (GO): poly(A)-specific ribonuclease activity; protein binding; nucleic acid binding
Source: RefSeq, a predicted model, not a curated record
AUGGAAUCAGAUUGGCACGAGGUAGCACGAAUCGGCGCCGCGCCGACUUCGCAGCAGGUUGUGGGCUACAGCGCAUCUCUACCUCCAGCUAUAACAUUUGAUACGAAUCAAGAGUUAUUAUGGCUCGGGAAUGAACAUGGAAGAGUGACAUCGUACUUUGGGCCAGAGUUGAGGAAAUACACCAGCUACCGUGGCCAUGCGCACGCCAAUCCUAUGUUGUCGACAGAAAAUGCCGUGAGGCAGGUUAUGGUCAAUGAUCGGGGGGUGAUAUCUUUGUCGGCAAAGAGCUUGCAUUUUGCUAUUAGAAGGGGAUUGGCACAGUGGAAUAUACAGAAUGAUAAAUUCCAGAAUCUUUCAACAAUGGCGUAUACAAAUCGAGGGACGUCGGAGAUCUUGGUUGGCGGUAGUCAGUACUCAAUGCUUACAGUGAACCUCGACCGUGGGACAGUUUUGGGAGAGUAUGAUACAGAAGACGAUAUCAAAGUUAUGAAACGGAGCUCAAGAUCAAUUGUAUAUGGCACAGCGAAGGGGGACAUAAAGCUCCUGGACAUGAACACCAUGAAGAUUAUCAAGGAAUUUUCUCAAGUUCAUGGAAGCGCAAUAUCUGACAUUGAUACGCAAGCGAAUACCCUGCUAACCUGCGGUUAUUCGCCAAGGCAAGGAGCUUACCAUCUCGAUACACUCGUAAAAGUUUAUGAUCUUCGGAUGAAUAGAGCUCUUCCACCUAUCGGGUUUCCCUCUGGAGCAGCUUUCGUACGCAUGCAUCCGAAAAUGUCAGCAUCAGCUAUAAUUGCUUCUCAAGCAGGUCAAUUCCAAAUAAUCGAUAUCAUGAAUCCUGCAGCUAUGAAGCUCUAUCAUGCGAAUGUUUCUAGCUAUAUAACAGCUAUGGAACUAGCUCCUUCGGGUGAUGCAUUGGCCCUAAUGGAUGCAGAUGGGUACCUGCAACUCUGGGGUUCGCCGGACAAGAUAAGAUUUACUGAACUGAUGAAUCCUGUGGAAUGGCAAGACCCUCACCCUUUGCCUAAUAUAAUAGUCAAUGAAGAUACUCCACUCAACACCAUAGGAAUGCCGUUCUAUCAUGACGAUCUUUUAUCUGCUUGGCCACCCCACAUGGUGUUCGAUGUGAAUAAGCUUCCGCAAAAGAUUGACUCGGAUAUAUUAGAAGCUUCAGCAAAGACAGGAUAUGCGCCGUAUCACAAGAGGACACCGCGGUACUGUAUCGAAAAAACUCCUACAGAUACCCCGGUGCCUGCGCCAAAAUUCUUAAGCCAGCAGGCUAAGAGUAAAAACAGAGAUUCUGGGGAUUUCGGUGAUGCCAAAUUACUAUUUGGAGAUGAGGCACGGAGACAGUUUGAGGUGCCGCCGGCGUAUCGAAAAGUGGAGAUUAAAUAUAGCAAAUUUGGAGUUGACGAUUUUGAUUUUGAGUAUUUUAACAAGACGAGGUUCUCGGGGUUAGAAACGCAUAUUGCAAAUUCGUAUAUGAAUCCGCUAUUGCAGAUGUACAAAUUCACGCCAUUAUUACGAAAUUUGGCACUCCAACACACAGCGACAUCAUGUACAAAAGAGGACUGUAUGUUAUGUCAAAUGGGUUUCUUAUUCGAUAUGUUGGACAAAGCAAAUGGUCAAAAUUGUCAAGCUACAAACUUCUUGAAAACUUUCAGCUCUUUACCGACCGCUGCUCGACACGGUGUACUUGAGGAAGAUUCGUCAGGAAAUGGUUCUUUGACGGCAAUGAUUCAGAGCCUAAACCGCUUUUUACUAGACCAGGUUUCGUUGGAUCAGAGAAACUGGGAUUCCAACUCAACUGUACUUGAAGAGGCCAUUAAUGUUGCAGCUACAAAGAUCCAGCGAUGUGUAGUAUGUGGGAAGGAAACUCGUCCUUUGGGCGACACCAACGUUACUGAUCUUAAUUAUCUUCCAAAGCUCCCAAAUAAACCAGUCAUGGCUUUCUCCGCAAUUGCAAAACAGAGUAUCCAACUAGAUACAAACCAAAAAGGGUGGUGUGAUAAGUGUCGUCGGUAUCAAACGCAGGUCAUGCGGAAAACCAUUCGAAAGAUGCCCAAAAUAUUAAUGUUCAAUGCUACCGCGCAUGAAAAAACCGCAAACUUUGCGAAGGAUCAUUGGUCGACACCCGGGUGGCUACCUGACGAAAUUGGAAUGGUUGUGACUAAUAGCCAGUUGAAUAUAUACCAAGGCGAUGAUCUGGAUGCCAUGAAAGAAAGAGAUAGGAGUGGUGCCUUGAUUGUGUAUGAACUUGUCGGCUUUGUAGCAGAGAUCAAGUUGGAAGAAUCUCGAAACUCGCACCUCAUUUCUUUCGUUAACGUUGCUCUUUCGUCAGUGGAGCGUACCGAGGAUAACAAUUGGCAUAUGUUCAACGAUUUUAUGGUCAGACCUGUCUCCAAAGAGGAUGCAUUGGACUUUACGCCUAAAUGGAAAAUGCCAUCAGUCUUAUGCUACCAGGUCAAGUCCGCUAGCAACGUUGUUGAUAAUUCCUGGAGGGAUCAUCUGGAUACCAGUCUGCUUUAUCACGAUUUGACAUAUGGGAAACGUGAGGUAUAUAGGGAAGCAAAAUACAAGCCACUCACACCGGAAGAGGGGCCAAGACCAGGGAUGCUGGUUGCAUUAGAUGCGGAAUUCGUGUCAAUGCAAAACGAAGAGAUCGAGGUCAAGGCAGACGGCUCACGCUCUGUUGUGCGGCCUAGUAGGUUGGGCCUUGCAAGGGUUUCUGUGCUUAGGGGGGAGGGGGAGGAUGAAGAAGUUCCGUUCCUGGACGAUUAUAUCAUCACCAAAGAGCCAGUGGUGGAUUACUUGACUGAGUUCUCGGGUAUUCAUCUUGGUGAUCUCGAUCCAAUGCAGUCCAGACAUGCAUUGGUGCCACUGAAGGUAGCAUACAAACGAUUAUGGCUACUAUUGAAUCUCGGGUGUGUGUUCGUGGGUCAUGGAUUGUUGAAAGAUUUUAGGAUUAUUAAUAUCCACGUCCCCAAGGAACAAGUGGUGGAUACAGUCGAUUUAUUCGCCUUAAAAACAACCUUCCGAAAAUUAUCGCUUCGAUUCCUAGCGUGGGUGAUUCUAAAUGAAGAAAUUCAAUUGAAAACGCACGAUUCAAUCGAGGACUCCUCGACGGCACUCAAAUUAUACAGGAAAUACCUGGAAUUUACUGAUGCCGGUAUCAUGGAAGUCAUGAUGAACCGGGUCCAAGUAGAGGGCAUGAAAUGGGGGUUCAAGCCGCCAUCAAGAGUACUUGCAGAGAUGGGGCAAGACAGAAUAGACACACCACCAAUACUGCGCGAUCAGAGAUCCGAAGCUAAUACCCCCCAGCCUCGUAGUAAUAUGACGAGGUGGCCUUCGAACGCCUAA